UAUAUUUUGAGAAGCGCGUUUGGAUAAGCAUGGGUCAGACACUUUCGGAGCCGGUCGUGGACAAGCAUACCACUGAGGGUAGCGACAACAAGUACAUUUACGGUGCUUCGGCAAUGCAGGGCUGGCGAAUCACAAUGGAGGAUGCCCAUACCACCCUGCUCAAGGUCGGACCGGAUAACGAGUCUGCGUUCUUCGCUGUGUACGACGGCCAUGGCGGGCAGACGUCAGCGCUGUUUGCCGGCGACCAGCUGCAAAACUUCAUCGUCAGCAACGAGCACUAUGCUGCGGGCGACUUCGAGAAGGCCAUCAAGGCUGGCUACAUCAACGCGGAUGCGGAGCUCCGGAAGGAUCCGAAGAUGGUCAACGACUCGUCGGGCUGCACAGCCGUCAGCGUUCUGAUCACCAAGGAAGGCAAGGUGUACUGCGGCAAUGCCGGCGACUCGCGGUGUAUCAUCAGCACCAAGGGUCGGGCCAUCGCCCUGUCAAACGACCACAAGCCCAAAGACGAAAUCGAGUUCAAUCGCAUCAUGGCGGGCGGCGGCUUUGUCGAGUUUGGACGUGUCAACGGCAACCUGGCGCUGUCGCGGGCAAUUGGCGACUUUGAGUUCAAGAAUAACCCUGCGCUGCCGGCCGAGAAGCAGAUCGUGACUGCCGACCCCGAUGUCAUCGGCCACAAGCUUUCGGCGGACGACGAGUUCCUGGUCAUUGCCUGCGACGGCAUCUGGGACUGCAUGACAAACCAGCAGGUUGCGCAGUUUGUCCACGAGAUGGUCGCCAAGGGCUUGAAGCUGCCGCAGGUGUGCGAGGAGCUGAUGGACCGCUGUCUGGCCUCUGAGAGCGAACUGGGCGGCGUCGGCUGCGACAACAUGACUGUGGUCAUUGUUGGCCUGCUCAACGGCAAGACCGAGGACGAGUGGUACGCGCACGUGUCGACCGAGAUCAACAGGCCGCAGGGUGCUGCUGCUGCCGAGAUUGACGAGGCCAGCGAGCGUGUCAACGCCGUGGUACAGGAGAUCCGUUCUGCCAGGGCCGCAGGCGAGGGUGCCAAGGAGGAGCCCGCUGGCGCGUCUGGUGCCGAGGAGGCUCCGAAACCGUCGGACCAGUAA
This is a messenger RNA of Linderina pennispora, 1106 nucleotides long. Its product is annotated as PP2C-domain-containing protein. Gene Ontology annotation, biological process: protein dephosphorylation. Gene Ontology annotation, molecular function: protein serine/threonine phosphatase activity; cation binding. The transcript is spliced from 3 exons. The coding region runs from base 30 to 1106 and encodes 358 amino acids. NCBI's taxonomy places the organism in Eukaryota, Fungi, Kickxellomycota, Kickxellomycetes, Kickxellales, Kickxellaceae. The record is from RefSeq and is a predicted model, not a curated record.